Messenger RNA from Phyllostomus discolor (pale spear-nosed bat), 977 nucleotides. It is a transcript of the gene NOL12, whose product is annotated as nucleolar protein 12. Lineage: Eukaryota; Metazoa; Chordata; Mammalia; Chiroptera; Phyllostomidae. The transcript has 6 exons. Gene Ontology annotation, cellular component: nucleolus. The coding region runs from base 16 to 756 and encodes 246 amino acids. Gene Ontology annotation, molecular function: RNA binding. The record is from RefSeq and is a predicted model, not a curated record.
CCGCCCUCCGCCCCUAUGCUGUGUAGUGGAGUCGUCCGCCCCGCCCUCCUUUCGCUCUCUGCGCGCCCCACCUCGCGGUGGUCCUUCUAUGUGCGAGGCCAGAAAGCUGGGUGUUUGGGUCUCAGAGCAGUAGCAGUGGCUUCGACCUCUCUAGCUCAGCCCAGCCUCCCUGCACGUAGUACUCCCAGCUGUUGGGAGUACCUGACAGGUUUCCACAAGAGGAAGGUGGAGCGGAAGAAGGCAGCCAUAGAGGAGAUGAAGCAGCGGCUCAAGCGCGAACAGAAGAAGCUCCGGGAGGAGCGCCACCAGGAAUACUUGAAGAUGUUGGCAGAGAGAGAGGAGGCACUGGAGGAGGCCGAUGAACUGGACCGGCUGGUGACAGCAAAGACAGAGUCAGUGCAAUAUGACCACCCCAACCACACGGUCACUGUGACUACCAUCAGCGACCUGGACCUCUCUGGGGCCCGGCUGCUUGGACUGGCCCCACCUGAGCAGGGGGCCGGGCCCGGGUCUGAGGAGGAGGUGUCAUCCGUGGAGAAGCCGACCAGAGCCUUCCCCAGGAAGUCCAGGGACCCCCUGCUAUCCCAGCGGAUUUCCUCUCUCACGGCAUCGUUGCACGCACACAGUCACAAAAAAGUCAAGAGGAAACACCCUCGACGGGCCCAGGACUCUACUAAGAAGCCCCCAAGUGCUACUCGUACGAGCAAGACCCAGCGCCGCCGGCUGACCGGCAAAGCCCAGCACGGCGGAGAGUGAGCCCGAGAACUGGGCCAGGCCCCAGCCUGGGCUGCAAGGACUGGUCCUGUCUCCGCUUGGCUGUCCCCACAGCCCAGCCUGCGCGGAGGCCUGGGGCUUUCACCUCAAAAGCAGCAGGCAGCUGAGAACUAGCCUCCCUCGGGAGGAACCUGCGGGGCCGAAUUCGGAGCAUCCUCCCAAAUACAUACCCCACUGGGCUUUCAUCAGGUUUGCAAAACUAA